This is a messenger RNA of Saccharomyces cerevisiae S288C, 2208 nucleotides long. RefSeq names its product RNA helicase (gene DHR2). The record is from RefSeq and is marked reviewed. The transcript has a single exon. Gene Ontology annotation, molecular function: ATP binding; ATP-dependent activity, acting on RNA; RNA helicase activity. The coding region runs from base 1 to 2208 and encodes 735 amino acids. Gene Ontology annotation, cellular component: nucleolus. Gene Ontology annotation, biological process: ribonucleoprotein complex biogenesis; RNA processing. Lineage: Eukaryota; Fungi; Ascomycota; Saccharomycetes; Saccharomycetales; Saccharomycetaceae.
AUGGCAGCAAAUAGCAAUAGUAGAGUUGCAUCAAACCAUACUUCUAAAAAACAAAAGGUUAGGAGGAAUAUACAUCCAUUCACGAAUAACACUCGGAUUAAAAGAGCUAGUAAAAUCGUAAAGUUUAAUGAUUCAGGCGAGGGCGACCAUGUUUCAGACCAACGUUCGAACAAGGAAAAUGUCCUUACUUAUAAAUCUUUGAAAAGUCGGGCAAGCGAUUUACUCAAAAUGAGAGAAACACUUCCCGUUUACCAACACAAGCGAGAAAUAAUGUCAUAUAUUGAAAGCAAUCCCGUUACCGUCCUUAUUGGUGAAACAGGUUCUGGUAAAUCAACACAAAUUCCGCAAUUCGUAUUAGAAAAAUUAUAUGAUACGAAGAAGCAUGGGUCGAUUGCUGUAACUCAACCCCGUCGUGUUGCGGCCAUCAAUUUGGCUACACGUGUUGCUCAAGAACAUGGUUGCAAACUGGGUGAACAAGUAGGUUAUUCUGUCAGAUUUGACAAUACGACUACUACAAGAACAAGACUUAAGUAUCUGACUGACGGUAUGUUACUUAGAGAACUUAUGAUGAAUAGUGACCUUAGAGAAUACAGCGUCAUCGUUAUCGAUGAAGCGCAUGAAAGAACUGUGCUUACAGAUUUGAUAUUGGGGUUCUUAAAAUCCUUGAUACAAGGGCCAAGACCUGAUUUGAGAAUAAUUGUUAUGUCUGCAACAUUGCAAGCCGAAAAAUUUAGUGAGUUCUUCAAUAAUGCCCCAAUCUUAUUUGUAGAAGGAAGAAAAUUUGAUGUCAAACAAUACUACUUGAAGGCGCCAACAGAUGAUAUAGUAGACGCUGUCAUCAGGUGUUGUAUACAAAUAAACCAAGGUGAAGAACUGGGAGAUAUCUUAUGUUUUUUACCGGGCCAAGAAGAGAUUGACAAAGCAGUGACUAUAAUGGAGAAAAUUGCAAAGUAUGUUUCAGAUGAGGCCCCAGUACCAUUAAUAGUUCCUUAUCCUUUAUAUGCAGCUCUUCCCGCGGUCCAACAGUCCUUGGUCUUCGCUCCGAUAAAGGGUUUCAAGAGAAAAGUCGUCUUUAGUACCAAUAUUGCAGAAACAUCUGUUACCAUAUCCGGUGUUAAAUUUGUCGUUGAUUCUGGUCUUCGAAAAGUCAAAGUUUGGAGACAUCAGCUGGGAUUAGCCACUCUACUUACCGUACCCAUUUCUCAGGCAAGUGCGAUGCAGAGAAGUGGUCGUGCUGGUAGAGAAAGUGAAGGAAAGAGUUUCAGGCUUUAUUGUGAGUCUGAUUAUGUGAAAUUACCUAAACAAAGUGAACCUGAAAUAGCCAGAAGUGACGUCACAUCUCCUGUGUUAAUGUUGAAGAGAUAUGGUGUUGAUGACCUGCUAAACUGGACCUGGUUUGAGAACCCUGGAAAGGAAGCUAUAGUAAUGGGGCUUCAGGAACUUUAUGAAUUGGGUGCUCUUGACACUCGUGGAAAGAUAACUAAACGGGGUCAACAAAUGGCUCUGUUACCGCUACAACCGCAUUUAAGUAGUGUCUUAAUUAAAGCCAGUGAAGUCGGAUGUUUGAGUCAGGUCAUUGAUAUCGUCUCUUGCCUUAGUGUGGAAAAUUUACUGUUGAAUCCGUCACCAGAAGAAAGAGAUGAGGUGAACGAGCGUCGUUUGUCCUUAUGCAACGCUGGUAAAAGGUAUGGUGACCUUAUCAUGCUGAAAGAGCUUUUUGAUAUCUAUUUCUACGAACUAGGGAAAAGUCAAGAUGCAAGCUCUGAAAGAAAUGAUUGGUGUAAAGGAUUGUGUAUUUCGAUACGUGGGUUUAAAAAUGUAAUUCGUGUCAGAGACCAGUUAAGAGUUUAUUGUAAGCGUUUGUUUUCUUCAAUCAGUGAAGAGGAUGAAGAAUCCAAAAAGAUUGGUGAAGAUGGCGAGCUAAUUUCGAAAAUUUUAAAGUGUUUCUUAACUGGGUUUAUCAAGAAUACAGCUAUAGGGAUGCCAGACAGGUCUUAUAGAACUGUUUCCACUGGAGAGCCGAUAAGCAUUCAUCCAUCAUCUAUGCUAUUUAUGAAUAAAAGCUGCCCCGGUAUAAUGUACACGGAGUAUGUCUUUACUACGAAGGGAUAUGCCAGAAAUGUUAGUAGGAUUGAACUUUCAUGGUUACAAGAAGUUGUCACUAAUGCAGCCGCUGUAGCAAAGCAAAAAGUUUCUGAUUCAAAAUAA